CCCGAUCCCCGGGCGAGGAGAGCUGCCCCGACGAUGGAGACGGUCAGCCGCAGCAGCUUCCAGCCCCAUCCCGGCUUGCAGAAGACGCUGGAGCAGUUCCACCUGAGCUCCAUGAGUUCGCUGGGCGGCCCGGCCGCCUUCUCGGCCCGCUGGGCGCAGGAGAUGUACAACAAGCGCGACCCCGCCGGCGCCAAGGAGGCAGCCGAGGCGGUGCUCCACCUGCCGCCCAUCCAGCCUCCGCCGCCCGUCGUGCCGGGCCCCUUCUUCAUGCCCUCCGACCGCUCGACCGAGCGCUGCGAGACGGUGCUGGAGGGCGAGACCAUCUCGUGCUUCGUGGUGGGCGGCGAGAAGCGCCUCUGCCUGCCGCAGAUCCUCAACUCGGUGCUGCGCGACUUCUCGCUGCAGCAGAUCAACGCCGUGUGCGACGAGCUGCACAUCUACUGCUCGCGCUGCACGGCCGACCAGCUGGAGAUCCUCAAAGUCAUGGGCAUCCUGCCCUUCUCGGCGCCCUCCUGCGGCCUCAUCACCAAGACCGACGCCGAGCGGCUCUGCAACGCCCUGCUCUACGGCGGCGCCUACCCGCCGCGCUGCAAGAAGGAGUUCGCCCUCGCCGCCGCCACCGCCUCCGCCGCCGCCGCGCUGGAGCUCGAGCUGACCGAGAAGAGCUUCAAGGUGUACCACGAGUGCUUCGGCAAGUGCAAAGGCCUGCUGGUGCCCGAGCUCUACAGCAGCCCCGCCGCCGCCUGCAUCCAGUGCCUGGACUGCCGCCUCAUGUACCCGCCGCACAAGUUCGUCAUCCACUCGCACAAGUCCCUGGAGAACCGGACUUGCCACUGGGGCUUCGACUCGGCCAACUGGAGGGCCUACAUCCUCCUCAGCCAGGAUUACACGGGCAAGGAGGAGAAAGCCCGCCUGGGUCAGUGCCUCGACGAGGUCAAGGAGAAGUUCGACUACGGCCACCGCUACAAGCGGAAAGCGCCCAGGGUCCCCUCCGAUCCACCCGCCCCCAAGAAGCCCAAAGUCGACGACUCCUCUCCAAUCGCGGGCGAGAAAGAAAAACAGUCCAGUUGGUUGCGGUCCUUGUCCAAUUCGUCCAGCAAGAGCAUUGGUUGUAUACACCCUCGACAGCGCCUUUCUGCGUUCCGGCCCUGGUCCCCUGCUGUUUCAGCCAAUGAGAAGGAGCUCUCAAAUCACAUCCCUGCCUUGAUCCGAGACAGUUUCUAUUCAUACAAAAGUUUUGAAAACGCCGUGGCCCCUAACGUGGCCCUUGCUCCCCCCACUCAACCAAAGAUCCUAAGCAACCCCCCGUGUGCCACUGGCGCAUCGCGGAGCAAUGAGCCACUGAACAGCCCCACCCAACCAAGGAAAAGGAAACAUGCCUCUGAAAACCCAACUGUUCCUGAACCUACACCUGUCGCCGCCACGACACUCUCCGCCACCGCCGUCCCCACCACGGAAGAAGAUAAGGAGUCAGAAGCAGAAAUCGAAGUAGAAACUCGAGAGGAAUUCACCUCCUCGCUGUCCUCGCUCUCCUCCCCUUCCUUCACCUCCUCGAGCUCAGCCAAGGACAUGAGCUCCCCCAGCAUGCAAGCCCCGCCGGCCGUCAGCAGCGCCUUCGAAGUCACUGCCCACGCCGAGCUCCAGGGUGCCGGCAGCGGUUUGGAAGCAGAACUGGAGCACCUCCGGCAAGCCCUGGACAGCGGCCUGGACACGAAAGAAGCCAAAGAGAAGUUCCUCCACGAGGUCGUCAAGAUGCGGGUGAAGCAGGAAGAAAAACUCAAUGCAGCCUUGCAGGCCAAGCGCAGCCUUCACCAGGAGCUGGAGUUCUUACGUGUGGCGAAGAAGGAGAAGCUGAGAGAAGCCACUGAGGCCAAGCGCAACUUGAGGAAGGAGAUCGAGCGACUCCGAGCCGAGAAUGAGAAGAAAAUGAAAGAGGCCAACGAGUCGCGGAUACGGCUAAAACGGGAACUGGAGCAAGCCAGACAGGUCCGGGUGUGCGACAAGGGCUGCGAAGCUGGCCGGCUGCGGGCCAAGUACUCCGCCCAGAUCGAAGACCUGCAGGUGAAACUCCAGCAUGCCGAAGCGGACCGGGAACAGCUGCGCGCUGACCUGUUGCGCGAGAGGGAAGCGCGGGAACACUUGGAAAAAGUGGUCAAGGAACUUCAGGAGCAACUGUGGCCUAAGCAGAGCAAUCUGCCCAGCAGCGAACAUAUGGCAAAGGAUCUGGAGAACUAGAAGCAGCGCUCGCGAAAGGAAUGAGACAUUGUCUAACCCCGUAGGCCAGACUGACAGAUAUGCACAGUAAGGGAUUGUGUGGGGGAGCGGCGCAUGCGCAUGGGGGCUCGCCCCUGUGCAUGCCGGUAAUGGCAGUGGACUUAGUUACUGAUCGGAGGGCAGACGUUACUCGUUAUAACAGAAGCACUGAAAUCCUGUCUUUUUUUCCUUUUUUUUUCCAAAUCCAUAUAGCACAACAUCUUCCUGUGCCUAUAACAUGAAGAGUGUUUAUUAAAACAAAAACUAAACUACUUUUGAGUCCACAGCAAAAAAAAAAAAAAAAGAAAUCUUUUUCUACUGCUCUUCGGGUGUAUCUGGCAACACCCAAGGAAAACGGAAAGGGAGAGAGGAAAAUCCCCUUUUCCGCGCAACACUUUGGAAUUACGAGGACCCUUUUUUGUUAUAAGCUAUUUAAAAAAAAAAAAGUACAAAACGGUUGAGUCACAAAGAUGUGGUAUUGUAACCAUCAACAAGAUUUUUUUAGAAAAUAAAUAUAUUAUAUAUAAAACUGGGGUGGGGGGGGGGCGCGAACAGAGACACUUUUGGAUGCCUCAUUUGUAAAGAUAAAUUGUUAAAGGUGUUGGGUUCUUCCCUAAGAGACGCUUGUCUGAAAAUACCCAACGGUAAGCCAUGACAGUUUUGAACCCUUCAGGGGAUUUCUACGAGAAUUUCAAAACUUUUUAAUUUGUUUCUAGUUUAAAUCCGCAUGUUCCCCCUCCCCCACACACACACCCUGCAUUUGCACCAAUGUUAAGAGAGCCAGAGGGGAAAGGAGAGUGAAGAGUGUAAGCAGCGAAAGGACAUCCAACACGAACCCUCCCCCCCCCCGCCUUAUUAAAGUCAGUGUUUGUAAAUCAUGCCAUAACUCUCCUUUAAAAAAAAAAAAGAUAUCUGUUAUUAACUGAUGUGUUUUUAAAAAAAGACUCGUUUCAUAUCCAGAGCACUUCAGUUUUUAGGAAAGAAAUAGAAGCUGCGUUUUUCUAAAAAAAAAAAAAUUAAAAAAAGUAAAACAAGAGACGGAUGGACCAUGAAGCCGCUUGUGAGAGACGAGAGAGAAAGAAGUGUGUGUGUGUGUGAGACAACAUUUCUUUCCAUUUAUUUUCUUUUAAUUUUUUUCCCUGAAGAACUCAUUCCCAUUUGUUCAUCACCUCAGAAAUUCAGUAUUUUCUUGACUUGCAGUCACGUGUGAGGACUUGGGUGCCCCCGGAAGAUGGCUCAACGUUGUAUUAAAGAGACAAAAAGAGACUUUUUGCUGCUGUGAAUAUAAGCCUACAUUUCUUAUUCUUUAGGUUUUGUUUUUUUUUAAAAGGGGGGGGGGGGUCUUUAUUUUUGUGACAAAUAUUUUAAUCUUGGGAUCUCUGCUGCAGCUCCUUCCCAACCCAGCCAUGGAUCUAAAGAAAUAUGCAUUCACACGCUCAGGGCAAAAUCCUAUUCCCGGUGGGAGUUUUGCUUCGACAGGAUUGGGGCCAACGUUUCAGUAACCAGCUGGAUUCUUGUUUCUUUCUUUUUAAAAGAAAAAAAAAAGUUUGUCAAGAACUGUGCUCUCUUCCUCGUUUCCCCCCCUGCUUCCCCCUCAUUCCUCGGUUGCCAAUUUUGCCGGCCUGCCAUUGCGCGUUGGAGUGGGUUUGGGUACUGUCGAUCCAUUUCAGGCUCAAGUUGUGCUGGCUUAACUCUAGCAAUUAUGUUGUACAAGAUGCAAACAAAACUGGGGAGGUGGCAGGCAUUCCAGAGUCAGGUUUCCAAAUUUAGUUCUUUAGGCCUCCAAUGGUUGAACAAUUGGUGUUUCUUCCAUGGCCAUUUUGCUGUGUGUGGGAAGGAGGGGAGGCGCCACCACCGUCAUUCCCCUCCACCCUGGCAAUACUCCGACAUGUGAAUUCACCACAAUGACCACGGCUCUUCUCUUGCCCUCUAAAGCGCAUUUCCAGAACUAUUUUCUGGGAUGUUCCGGAACAUUUAUCGGAACUGUUUCCCUGAAUCCGUUCCCCGGCCUUUCGACAGGUCACUUAUUCAAAAAAAAAUAAUGGACUUUUGAUUCUGAAAUGGAGAGGGGGGACACAGAUCACUCUCUGGGAUGCCUGCCCCUCCCCUGGUGUAUCAACACUGAUGGGACAUUAUCCUCUGCUAAUGAAACUUUUCCUUCGCUAAGUCGCUGCCAGUCCUAAAAUUAAAGUAUUUACUUACAAGUACACUAGGUAAUUUUUUUUAAAAAGCGAACUGUAUUAAAAUAAAGUUAUUACCCAUUCUAAUAGCCGUUGUUAAGCAUGAACAUUGGAAGGAGAAAGUAAAGUUCAUUUCGGGGGAGGGAGAGGCUGGUAACAAAAAACAUAAUAAAAAGAAAGAUUAUAUUAGAAAAAAGUCAGGUUACUUAGGCAAAAUAAAUUAAGGGGAGCAAAAAAAAAAAAAUUUUUUUUUUAAAGCUGUACGAAAUAAUUUGCAUGAAACGAGCCCCGUUGUCCAAGGUUACAGGGGUUUUGCCCUGGUUCAAUUGUGAUGAGCAGAUCCCAUUCUCCCUCUUCUAAAGUGCAAUGCAAACAGAUUAUUGAUUGUGUUUAUGCAGUUAUUUUUUUUUUAAAUGUGGGGAUUUUUUUUUUUAAAAAAAAGCUUCUUUGUAUGUUUUUUUCUGCAGUUAUUAAAAAAAACAUAUGCAUGGAAUUAAAACCUUUGCCAUACAUAUAUUAAUCAA
This is a messenger RNA of Heteronotia binoei (common prickly gecko), 4957 nucleotides long. It is a transcript of the gene SKI, whose product is annotated as SKI proto-oncogene. Lineage: Eukaryota; Metazoa; Chordata; Lepidosauria; Squamata; Gekkonidae. The record is from RefSeq and is a predicted model, not a curated record. The transcript is spliced from 7 exons. Bases 34 to 2235 code for a protein of 733 amino acids. Gene Ontology annotation, molecular function: DNA-binding transcription factor activity, RNA polymerase II-specific; SMAD binding; RNA polymerase II cis-regulatory region sequence-specific DNA binding. Gene Ontology annotation, cellular component: nucleus. Gene Ontology annotation, biological process: negative regulation of BMP signaling pathway.